This is a messenger RNA of Sebastes umbrosus (honeycomb rockfish), 2422 nucleotides long. RefSeq names its product NEDD4 family-interacting protein 1-like. The transcript is spliced from 8 exons. NCBI's taxonomy places the organism in Eukaryota, Metazoa, Chordata, Actinopteri, Perciformes, Sebastidae. Gene Ontology annotation, molecular function: WW domain binding. Bases 169 to 825 code for a protein of 218 amino acids. The record is from RefSeq and is a predicted model, not a curated record. Gene Ontology annotation, cellular component: Golgi apparatus; perinuclear region of cytoplasm; endoplasmic reticulum. Gene Ontology annotation, biological process: metal ion transport; positive regulation of protein ubiquitination; vacuolar transport.
UUCAGGAGCAGGAACGUCAGGAGGUGGAGAAGAAGGAAGGAGAUGGCCGACUAGCAGCUAACAACGAUACCUUCAACACUUCCUCUAGCGAGAUUCCUCUUUGCACAACACAUCUGCACAGCUGAAGUAGGAAGAGGACGUGUUAAAGUACUUCGCUCCUCUUCCACAAUGGCAGAACAAAACAGCAACGUCAGAUAUCAGGAGCUGGUGAAUGAGGAGGAACCGGCCCAGCCAUCCCAGGAAGGCCCUGCCCCGGACGCACCACCACCGUACAGCAGCAUUGCUGCAGCAAAUGCAGCUUUCUUUGAAUACAAGGAAGAUGGAGGGAGAUUUCCAAACCCUCCAUCCUACAGUGUUGCCACCACUUUGCCCUCCUAUGAUGAAGCUGAGAGAAACAAAGAAGAGGCAGUCAUCCCCCUGGUCACUGGAAGAGUCACGGAGGAUGACUUCGUGGCCAGGGAUGACUUUGAAGACGCUGACCAGCUGCGAAUAGGAAAUGACGGCAUCUUCAUGCUCACUUUCUUCAUGGCAUUCCUCUUCAACUGGAUCGGCUUCUUCCUGUCGUUCUGUUUGACCACGUCAGCCGCCGGUCGAUAUGGGGCCAUCUCUGGCUUCGGCCUGUCCCUCAUCAAAUGGGUUCUUAUUGUCAGGUUUUCUACCUACUUCCCUGGCUACUUUGAUGGACAGUACUGGUUGUGGUGGGUGUUCCUGGCCCUGGGCUUCAUGCUGUUCAUCAGAGGCUUCGUUAACUACUCCAGAGUGCGUAAACUGGCCGAUCCCACCUAUGCUACUCUUCCCCGAACAAGGGUACUCUUCAUCUAUUAGAGGAUGUUGGAUGUGGCAGGACCGGACGUGACCAACACGAGCAGUAACUCUGUGAAGAGUCUCAAAUUUUAAGUGGAGGCACCAGAAAAUCGGCCCAACGAGUUAUAGAUGAAGACAACUCUCAGUAAAAAUAUUCAGGAAUUAUAUCACUUGUUUUUAUUUUGUUUUAAAAACUUUAUUAAUGGAAAAUGAUUAACAGUAAUAUUCCCUUGAUGUACUCAUUAGUGAUGAAUGUCAAGUGCUAUUUACAUCUCUGUCUGUAAUGUAUAAGUAAUGCCUUAUAUCAUUUGAUGGUAACGUACGAGCAUGCAUCUGCCCUUAAGGUCAAUAAAUAGGGAGCGUCUCAUGUUGGCGACACUUGAAGCCAACAGGUAUUAAUUAAUACAACACUGGGUAGAUUUGCCACAGCAUGCAACACACUUAGUAAACUGCACUAGUCAUGGUUUUAUUGUGAUAAUUAUAGGCUGUUUUUAGAUACCACAUACACCUAGAGUUCAAGCUUUCAUUAGGCUGUAAACGCUGAUAUACCACGUAUUUCACUCACCUGUUGGCUUUAAGUAGUGUUGCCCUUUUUUAGCCACGAGGGGGCAGUGUUGUCCGCUGCUUUUAACUUGUGAGAAACUGUUCAUUAAGGGCAUUGUCAUAAUAAAACAUACAUGCUUGUGAUUCAAACGUCAGUAGAGCACAUUAAAAAUGACAUCCAUGUAUCAGAAGUUCUGAUUUUGCCUGUUAGAUAUUUUGUUGUACAUUUAAAUCAGGUAAAACAAUCCACCCUGGAAAUGCGAUUUUAGGUUACAAAUAUGAUUUUGAGAUGAGUUUUUAAUGAUAAAAAAAAAGCCAGAAACCCAGAUGGCCACAAAUGUCAAGUGAGGCUAAACGGUGACGGUUGACGGCGAAGAGAUGCAGAUGUUUUUGGACGACCAACAUGAUUUUCUUAUGGCUGUGUGAGCACAUUAUCUGGUUCAAGUCCUUAGAAAGCUCAUGUAGAUGAAACAGCCUGACCUUUCUAUGACUCUUCAGUGAGUCGGCAUCUCAUUCAUUGUCAGUGGAAAAGCUCUGUGAUUAUGGAAAACGACUCUUGGCUGUCUGGAUUUCAGCUGUUAAUGAUCCGAUUAUCUAAGAGCAUCAAAAAUAACUCAAAUUCCAUUUUCAGGUGGGUUUUUGCCUUAAGAUUUAAUUGAUAGAUGGGGGAAGGGAAAUCUGUUUUAUUUUUCUUAUUCUUUCUUUUUCUUUUUUGAAAAUGAUUAAUACGGUGUAAUAUGUUAGUUAUCUUGUGGGUAUAAAACUAUAUCAAAGAAUGUUGUAUGCAGGUGCACUUUUAGAAACAUAACCGAUAAAACCCAGAGGAUGUUCCCAUCGUUAUUUAGAGUCCCAGACAUAUAAAACAAUGAAGCGGCAUGUCAGGAUAAUGCAGUUUUUCAUGAUCUAACCACCGUUAUCAAUGGAAGAAGAAGUCCAUGGCUUUGGUACAGACUUAGUACUCAGACAGAUUAUGCUUAUUUCUAUGUGACGUAGAGCUGCAACCUUUGGGGUUUUGUUGUUAUGAAACUGUACAGAAAACGUUUAGUGUUAAAUAAAUGUCACUUUUAAUGCAUCA